Messenger RNA from Sipha flava (yellow sugarcane aphid), 2661 nucleotides. RefSeq lists its product as uncharacterized. The record is from RefSeq and is a predicted model, not a curated record. NCBI's taxonomy places the organism in Eukaryota, Metazoa, Arthropoda, Insecta, Hemiptera, Aphididae. Gene Ontology annotation, cellular component: membrane.
AUAUAAAUUAAUGAAGAUAAUUUUCUUCAAACACCUCUGUUAUGUUUUUCCUAAAUAAGUAUCCAUUCUUUCAAAAACAUUUCAAUUAUCACUUGUUAUGGAAAAGUCUUCAGAUUUAAAAAUGUCUGGGAAUAAGUCAAUUGAGAUUAGUCCAAUACAAAGAUUUUGUUUAAAAUAUAAUAUUAAUUAUAAUCUUAUUAUGUUAAAAGUUACUUUAUUUUUAAUGUAUGGAGCAACUUCAUCAUUAGUUCCAUACUUGACAAUUCACAUGCAAAGCAUUGGAUUAUCUGUAGAAGAAAUUGCUAUAGUUUAUUUAGCUUUGCCUUUAACCACUUUUUUAGCUCCACCUAUUUCAGGAUUUUUGGUAGAUAAAUUUGGUCAGUAUAAACCAGUUCUAUUCAUAUCACUGGCAUUAAAUGCUGUUUUUCAUCAUUCAUUGAUGUUGAUACCUCAAAUGGAAACUCCUGGAGCAAUAUCAUCUGCAUAUGUUAUGAGACAUCCAGAAUCUGGAAAAGUUGAUGUUUGGUGGAGUCCUUGCCCUAGCAGAGAAUGCCCAGAAGAUGAAGAAAUUAAUUUAGUCUUAGAUGAAUGUGAGGAUCAUUGUUUACUUAGAGACUCUAGUGUACCCAGAGAAGAAAACAAAUGGAUGACAAAAAUUGAGCAAAGUAUUGCUGUUCGACCACCAACUUUCAUUACCGGACCUUCGAAUCCUCAACAACAGCAACUUCCAAAUUGUAUAGUGCCUCCUAUUAAUAAUCAUCAACCAGGAAUAGAUGAUCCAGACUUGUUUUUUAUUUAUGAAAAAACAAAACUAGCUAAAAACACAACUAAACCGAUUAUUAAAAGACCAGAAGCAAAAAAAAAUAAAGUGAGAAUGGGAGUUUUAUUAAAUAAUGAAACUGUGAAAGAAAUUGCUACUAUUGGAGCAGGUUUUAAUAAUAUGAAUGAUACUUCCAAUAAAAAAGAAGCUACUGUGUUUGUGGUAUUGGACAUGCAUCCAGGUCUUAUGAAUCCAACUGAAACAUUAGGAAUGGAGUUACCAGAACUUGAUCAAGAUGAACAAGUAACUGAUUUUCGUCAGCAUUUUUCAUCAGAUAUGUUAGUUUCGUCUGGUGUGAAUUUCACAGCACUUCUAGAUCAUGAUUUACGAUGUGGCGGCAGGGUGUUGGCAACAAAUUUAACAUAUAAUAAAUUGAAAGAACUUGCUGCAGAUUGUAUGCUACAAAAAUGUAUUUUCAGAACAGGUGGACCUGAACGAUGUCCUCCAGAGUACAAGCCUUCAAAUGAAAAAGUAUUUUGGAUAUAUUUUGGACUGCGGUUUAUAGGUACAACAAUGUCAGCAGCAUCAGUGACAGUCAUGGAUCCUAUAGCUUUAAGUCUUAUACAAAGGUAUGGUGGUCAGUUUGGAAGAGAAAGGUUAUUUUCAACUGUUGGAAUGGCAUUAUUCUCACCACUAACUGGUUGGCUAAUUGAUUACAUGAGUUCAAAAAAAGGUUAUACGGACUAUUCAUCUGCAUUCUACACCUAUGAUGUUCUUCUUGUUUUAUCAAUGAUUACAUUACUAAUGAUGCCAGUUGGCAUAAAAAUGCCUGCAGAUAAUAUUUUAAAAGAUAUGAUAAGGUUAUUAAAAUUACCACAUGUAAUGGCAUUUAUAUUUUUUUUGUUUAUGCUUGGUAAUUGUUGGGGAUUUAUAGAGUCUUACUUAUUUUUAUAUCUUAAAGAACUGGGUGCUCCUAAUUAUUUAUUAGGUAUUACAGUGUCUGUAGCAACAAUCAGUAGUAUUCCAUUUUUAUAUGGCGCAGAAAAAAUAUCAAAAAAAAUUGGACAUGUUAACAUUAUUGUCAUAGCUUUUUUUUCACAUGCAGCUAGAUUAAUGGGCUAUUCCUUUAUUGAAGAUCCAUGGUGGGUAUUUCCAUUUGAAGCAAUUGAAUCUUUAGCAGUUCAUUUAAUGUGGGUAGCUGCAGCAACAUACUGUGCUUUACUUGCACCAAAAAAUCUGCUAGCAACACUUAUUGGUGUAUCCGGAAUGUCCCACUUCAGUCUUGGUCGUGGAAGUGGAAGUUUUUUUGGAGGGCUUUUAAUAGGAUCCUAUGGAACAAGGCAAUCAUUCAGACUAAUGGGAUUACUGGGAAUAAUAAGUGGUACUAUUUACGGACUAUUACAUUGUAUGUGUCUUCACAAGUUUGAAGGACAUACUACAAGUGAGAAGCCUGAACAAUCAGAAGCAGAAUCUCUAAAAGAAGUCGAAGAAAACAAAGAAGACUUGUCUGAUAUAGAAUCGGAGGCCAGACGUUUGAGCUUAAUGAUUAAAUUUAACCAUCGUGGCUCUUUAGCAUCAUUAGAUAAAGAAAUACUACCAGCUACUAAAUCGCAAAAUGACCUAAGAUGUACAUCAUUGCAACCUCCUAAAGUGGACUUACUUAAGUCUACUCUUGAACUAAAUUACUUGCAUAAAAAGGCUAAUGUGAACAAAUUAAUAUCAAAAAAAGAUGACAACUGUGUAUUAACUCCAAAAUCAAGUAGAAAAUCAAUGAUUAUUAAAACUACAAUGGAAGAAGAAACUAAAAAUUAAGAAUAUAAAAAAAAAAAAAAAUAAUGUUAUAUCUUAAGAGUAAAGCUUUUGGUAUAAACUAACAAUAUAUUUACAUAGAUGUAAUAGAA